AUCUGUGAUCCCCUUCAUUACAUUGCCCGAAUGAGCAGGAAACACUGUGCUGGGCUUAUAACUGCAGCAUUCACUGUUGGGUUUUUUGACCCUGUUGGCCAUCUUGUUCUUAUAUCUAAACUAUCAUAUUGUGCUUCCCGUCUUAUUAACCAUUUUUUCUGUGAUAUGGCACCUUUGCUACAACUUUCCUGCAGCAGCACUUUUAGUGUGGAACUUUUAAUUUACAUUGAAGCUAUAUUACUGAUUGUUCAUUCCUUCCUCCUUACUCUGACCUCAUACAUAUUUAUCAUCUCUGCUAUCCUGAAAAUACAAUCCUCAGAGGGGAGACAAAAAGCCUUUUCUACCUGUGCUUCUCACCUGGCCUGUGUGAUAACCCUUUAUGGGACAAUUAUUUGCUUGUAUAUGAAACCCACAAAAAGUUAUUCCCUGGAAAGAGACAAGUAUUUCUCACUGCUGUACAUUGCCCUGGGCCCUGUGGCAGAUCUCUUAUUUAAAGUUAUAUCUGGACUGGACAUAAAACGCUUGUUCCUUUUCAACCCACAUUCUAGAGUGUUGAAAUUCUUCAUCAGUUUAAAUUCCCACUACUUCCACUCUUGUUGA
This is a messenger RNA of Xenopus tropicalis (tropical clawed frog), 600 nucleotides long. Its product is annotated as olfactory receptor 1019-like. Lineage: Eukaryota; Metazoa; Chordata; Amphibia; Anura; Pipidae. The annotation marks the transcript as partial. Gene Ontology annotation, molecular function: olfactory receptor activity; G protein-coupled receptor activity. The transcript has 2 exons. Gene Ontology annotation, biological process: G protein-coupled receptor signaling pathway; detection of chemical stimulus involved in sensory perception of smell; signal transduction. The record is from RefSeq and is a predicted model, not a curated record. Gene Ontology annotation, cellular component: membrane; plasma membrane.